AUGUCCAGCGUCGAAGAAGCACUUAGUCUCGUUCCUCGCGCUUACCAGGAAGAGAUCUUUGAACAAGCGCAGAAUGGCAAUGUCAUUGCAGCACUAGACACGGGCAGUGGCAAGACCUUCAUCGCAGCACUUCUCAUCAAAUGGGUCAUGUCGCAGCCAUCUCAAGCCGGAAAGAAGACAGUUUUCUUGGUUCCAAAGGUCCCGCUCGUGGAUCAGCAACGCGACGUCCUGUCUAAGCAAACUCCACUCAUUGUCCGAGGCUAUGUCGGUGCGAUGGGUGUUGAUGCCUGGGACAAGGGCCGAUGGGAGCUGGAGUUCUUGCAAUCAGAUUGCCUCGUUAUGACAGCCCAGAUUUUCAAAAACAUCCUUGUACACGGAUACUGGAGUCUCGAUCAGGUUGCUCUUUUGAUUUUUGAUGAAUGCCAUCACGCUCGGAAAUACCACCCAUAUAAUGCAAUAAUGGUGGACCACUAUCGCUCAAGUGAAUGGAAGCCCAAGAUUUUCGGAAUGACGGCCUCGCCAAUUUGGAAUCGGGAAAAGCCUUUAGAAUCAAUAGAGACUCUGCAGAAUAAUUUAUGUUCAAAAGUAAUCGCUGUACGCCAACACAUGGAUCUGCUCGACCAGCAUGUCAAUAGACCUAUAGAACUCAUUGUGAGGUAUCAAAACCCAAGCGAUGAACAUUAUGAUACUUAUUACAAGCCGUCACUCUGGGACUAUCUUCAUUCAGACGAGCAAGUUAUUAGCCCGAUAUUGGCGAUCAGGGAUGCGGAAGUUCGCUACAAGGUCACGCUUAACGCAGUUGGACCAGCAGGGGCGGAUUAUUUUCUAUUGAAACAUGCAAUACACGCUGUGGAGGAGUACGAGUUACGCGCAAUGAUGCCCGAAAUAUCUUCGCGGUCUAGGAAGAAAGCAUCAUUUACAUCCGACACGAUUUCAGACUCCGGGAGAAAUGAUGACAACGAACUUGCUAUUGGGCUUGAGAAGCUACGCUCUGCUGUGUUAUCGUUUCGCAGGCGUUUACUAUCAGAUGGUCGAACUUUACCACCUGAAUGGCUUUCGCCAAAACUCCGAGCAGCUGUUGAUAUUCUAGUUAAACACCGUUCAGAAUCAUUUCAAGGUAUCAUCUUCGUCAACCAAAGGCAGGUCGCGAAGGCGCUGUCAUGGAUCCUCGGCCGCGUAUUGGAGACGAAAACCUGGCUUCGUUGUGGAGAAUUGAUCGGACAUGGAGAGAGCUCGAAGAGUAGUUCAUCAGGCAAAGGGAUGGAUAUAAAGAGGCAACGGGAUAUUGUGCAAUCGUUCAGGUCUGGAAACCUCAAUCUCUUGAUCGCUACUGACGUCGGAGAGGAAGGCCUCGAUUUUCCCGCUUGUGCACUUGUCAUCCGCUAUGACUCAGUCAAGCACAUGGUUGGCUAUGUCCAGUCUCGAGGUCGCGCACGCCAGCAAAAUUCGACUUACGUGGUAAUGGCUGCGGAGAACGAUGCACAGGAGAUUGCUCGUUACAAGGGGUUGCGCAACGCCGAACCCGAACUGAGGAUUGUAUAUCAGACGAUGAAUGCUGGUGGAUCAUCGGGCGAACUGGACAAUGGUGACGAGCUGGAUAAUGAUUACGUCGAUCCUUUGGACCUUGCCUCUCGCGAAACCUAUACAAUACCUUCAACUGGUGCCACUCUGACCUAUAGCUCUGCCAUCUCGUUACUCAGCCACUUCUGCUCGCUAAUACCUGGAGAUUCGUACACGCGAUCUCUGCAGCCAAAGUAUAUUAUAGAGUCUGCAGACAAGACAGAGUUCACGGCAACCUUGCACCUUCCCCGAGCGCUGCCUCUAACUAGCGACCAGCUUCUGUACAAUGGUCCGCCGAAACGGUCGAAGAAAGAAGCUAAACGUGCUGUCGCCUUCAUAGCAAUGCGCAUGCUACAUACCUUGGGAAUUUUUGACGAUUAUCUUUCGCCGAUCAAAUCCCGGAAGGGCAUGAGCAUCGAGGAUGCAGAUGGGCGGCCCAUUGCGAAGGUUAAUGCUGUGGGCGUCAUGAUGGAUGUACUUGUUGCGAGUCCGUGGAGCACUGGUCCACCAUGGCAUUUGCAUGUUCUCCGUAUCAACGAUAAAUUCCACGCUGGCUUGGUUUGCGGAAGAUCUCUCCCUGAAGUUGACCUGGUGACACGGGGAAAAUACGUUCAGGUCCACUCCCAAGCGUCGGUAUUACCUUUCGACCUAACUUUGGUCCAGCUGGAUCUGCUAGAAAAAUUCACGAGGAUGGGAAUAUGGUGGCGUGUUACGGGCAGCCCAGUCACUUCUCCUGUUGCUUGCUUCCUAGUUCCACUUGACCAACAGGGGAAUAUUGAUUGGUCCGCGAUAGAGAGGGCGGUAACCAACGAGAUCGGAACCUACGAUUGGAGUGACGUUAAGGACAAUGAUGAAGGCAAGGUCAUGCUCAUGAAUUCUAGGAGAGUCGGUCGAGUCCUCCGUUUCAUACGAUUUCGACCUGAUUUAUCUGUGGAUACAAAGCCUUCUCCUACAACUAUCGAGGGAUCAUUCGACACAUAUGCAGCGUACUUCGAGGCAAAAUACUCAUUCAAGUACAAGAAGACAGAGCAUGUCCGCAUCGUAGCAACGGCAUCAGGACGUAUUGUUGAAGUAUCGGAAAUGCCGCGUUAUCCUUCAUCAGGUUACAACUUCCGCGUUUCCAGACCGCAACAAGACGCGUAUGAUACGCAACAGUCAAUGGCAACGUUCCUUCUCCCAGAAUCGUACUGUAGACGAGCUCUUUUCCAUAUGGAUAUUGUCGAAGCCUUUCAGGUGUUCGCAUCUGCUUGCCAGCGUGUUUGCGAUGUUUUCCGUGCAAGGGUGGCUCGGAAUUUUCUCAAGUAUCCUCCGAUUCCAGAUAACUUGAUUGUCGAGGCUCUAACUCUUCCUUCCGCGAUGGCUGGAUUUAACAAUCAGCGGCUGGAAACUAUGGGUGACAGCGUCCUCAAGCUGUCAGUCGUCGUAUACAUAUUCAAUGCAUUCCCGAACAGACAUGAAGGCCAAUUGACCGCUCUGAAGGAGAACAGCGUUUCCAACCGCCUUCUCUUAGCCCGCGCGAAAGAAGUACACCUAGAGCGCUUCUUGACUAGCGAGAACCGGAGCAUGCGAACUUGGCGGUUCGAGCGAUCAUCUGUUACAAGUCUCGGAACCUGCAAGAUAGGCUCGGAAGAAAUAGCUCUCGCUCACAGAACCUUUCCUCGUCGAAGUCUACAGGAUUGUAUGGAGGCUUCACUCGGCGCGGCAUACGUAGCAGGUGGACUUAACUUCGCCCUUCAAACAGGCACUGCAUUAGGUCUUUGCUUUGGUGGCCCCACUCCAUGGCCAGAGCGAUAUCCGUUAACUGAAUUUGUGCCUCCGGCAGCCCUUUUCGGAAAGCUACAGGAAGAUUUACAGUAUACCUUUCGCAAUGGAAAACUCUUAGUUGAGGCAGUCAAGCAUCCAUCAUUCGACUUUCUGGAGAACUAUCCAUGUUACCAACGGCUAGAAUUUCUAGGUGAUGCUGUCAUUGAACUUGUCGUAACGACAUACCUCUAUAACAAGUUUCCUGGGGCCAACUCAGGUCAAAUGUCAUGGGCACGUGCCCGAGCCAUUUGCAAUACCACACUAGCUGCACUUGCAGUGAAUCGGCUUUCAUUGCAUAAAUAUCUGCUAGCUAACUGUGUGGAAUUGUCAGAGGACGUGGCAAAGGAAGUUGAGAUACUCUCCGCCGCUUCAUACGAGGAUGUAUCCUUGAACGAUUGGAGAUAUGACCCACCGAAAGUUCUGGGAGAUAUAUUUGAGAGCGUUAUUGGCGCAGUGUUUGUGGACAGUGGAUUUGAUUACACGAUUACGGCGCCGAUUAUCGAGGAGUUGAUGAAGGAUGUCUUGGUGUUACUUCAUCCUGACAUUCCUUACGAUCCCGUCUCAAGACUGUUGCAAUGGGUCGCAAAGUCGGGUUGCAUGAGGGCGAAAUUCCAGAGGACCCAAACCAACCCACGCGUGAACCGGAAAGACGGCGUAGUCGUGCUGAUACAUGAUCGCAUCGUAGCUGGACCCAUCACCGCAGCAAACAAGCCGCUCGCGAAAGGCCUCGUAGCAGAAAAGGCAAUGCAAGUCCUGGCCGAUGGAUCUUCCGAAUUCGCAUUACGCAAGAUCUGUGAGUGUAUGCGUGUAGAAGACGAAGAAGAGCCUCGCGAUCUGCCUGAGAGAAACACUAGAGAGAAAGAUCUUGAUCUUGAAACCACCGAGGGAUUCUUGAGGGCUGGUAGUGUACGUCUCUCGGAGGUUGAAGCGGAUGAACUGGCAAAGGAGGUAGAAGAAAUGAACGACGACUCAGAGUCGUGGGAGCUUGAAGAAGUGGAGUUGCUUUUGGACACGUCGUCUGGACCCGCAAGUGAAGUAGAUGGCAUGGAUUGUUCGUAA
This is a messenger RNA of Fomitiporia mediterranea MF3/22, 4422 nucleotides long. RefSeq lists its product as uncharacterized. Lineage: Eukaryota; Fungi; Basidiomycota; Agaricomycetes; Hymenochaetales; Hymenochaetaceae. The record is from RefSeq and is a predicted model, not a curated record. Gene Ontology annotation, cellular component: nucleus; cytoplasm; RISC complex. The transcript has 9 exons. The coding region runs from base 1 to 4422 and encodes 1473 amino acids. Gene Ontology annotation, biological process: siRNA processing. Gene Ontology annotation, molecular function: ribonuclease III activity; ATP binding; RNA binding.